Daphnia carinata is the source of this 786-nucleotide messenger RNA. RefSeq names its product RCC1 domain-containing protein 1-like. The transcript is spliced from 5 exons. The record is from RefSeq and is a predicted model, not a curated record. NCBI's taxonomy places the organism in Eukaryota, Metazoa, Arthropoda, Branchiopoda, Diplostraca, Daphniidae. The coding region runs from base 1 to 786 and encodes 261 amino acids.
AUGAAAUUAUUCUACUGUGGUUUCAAUGGCUUUGGACAAGUGGCGCAUUCAGGCGCCCAUGAAUGCUCCUCCCAAAAAAUUGGCGCGUGCCUGCCUGUGCUGAUAUAUCAGUCAGAAAUCGAUUGGGUGUUGCACGUGUUUCUUGGUUGGUCUCGACUGAUAAUUACAACAACAAAUGAUUCUGUUGUCAGUGGUUAUUGGAAUGGAAUAUCAAGUUUCAAUGGAUCCAUCUCUGAUGGAAUCAAUAUAAAAGAAGUAACAUGCAAUGAACAUUUAGCUGUGUGCAUUGAUGAAAGUGGAGUACUGAAGAAGCGUAUAAUAGAUAAUCCUCGGGGCCAACCUUCAGGUUGGGAAAAGGUUACAACAGUUGCUGAUGAGGCAGGGCCUGUGAAAUUUGUCAAUGUUAUAAGUAAUGAUCAUUCCGUCAUAGCCCUUGAUGAAAUUGGCAACAUUCAUCUUCCACCAUUAAAAAUGGAAAGCAUGCAAUCAAGAUUUGUUGACAUUGCUUGUGGAAAAGAACAUUUUAUGGCCCUCACCAAUGAAGGAAAAGUUUACUCUUGGGGAUCAGGAAGUCGAGGCCAGUUGGGUCACGGUAGCAUCGAGUCGAGCGAAUAUCCACAAGAAGUCGAGGUGCUAGGUGGAAUGAAUAUUGUUCAAAUUGCUGCUGGCGGAUGGCACAGCUGCGCCCUUAGCGAAUACGGAGACGUUUACAUCUGGGGCUGGAACGAAUCUGGCCAGUUGGGUUUACCGUGUCGUAAUCUGAGUGGCUCUGCUAGAAAAAGGUAA